Dioscorea cayenensis subsp. rotundata (Guinea yam) is the source of this 1758-nucleotide messenger RNA. Its product is annotated as protein PSK SIMULATOR 1. The transcript has a single exon. The record is from RefSeq and is a predicted model, not a curated record. NCBI's taxonomy places the organism in Eukaryota, Viridiplantae, Streptophyta, Magnoliopsida, Dioscoreales, Dioscoreaceae. The coding region runs from base 87 to 1433 and encodes 448 amino acids. Gene Ontology annotation, biological process: positive regulation of growth.
UAUAUAUCUUUCUCUCUAUCUCUCUAUAUAACAAACACCAGUUAUAUCACCACCCACCCCUUCUCCCUUACCUUCCUUCCUACCAAAUGGCUUCAGAUCAGCAUCAUCAUCAUCAUCAUCAGCAUCAGCAUCAGCAUCAGCAUCAGCAUCCAUGGCUUUCCUUUCUCAAGUCCGCCAUGGCCACCAUCUCCGCCCCUGACCGGAACAACAAGAAAGACAACAACAACCUCAACAUCCUUGCCUUCGAGGUCUCCACUCUCAUGUCCAAGCUCCUCUCUCUCUCCCGCUCACUCUCCGACUCUAACCUCUCCCAUCUCCGUUACUCCAUCUCCUCCCCCGGCGUCCGCAAGGUUGUCUCCGACGACGACUCCUUCCUCCUUGCCCUCAUCUUCGCCGAGCUCACUGACUCCCUCCGCCUCAUCUCCAACUCCAUCUCCCACCUCUCAUCCCGCUGCUCUAACCCCUCUCUCAGAUCCUUCCCUUAUGCUUUCAAAAACUUCGUCUCCUCCGGCGAGGACUCUCACCACUGGGUUUUGUCCUCCAAGGACAUGCUUUACAAGUCUAAGAAGAUGGACCGGCUCAUCUCCUCCACCUCUGAUCUCCAUUCUCAGCUCCAUGAUCUCGUCGACUCCGAACAACUCCUCAAGAAACUCCUCCACUGCAGCCAUGAAUUCUCUAUGAACAAGAUCACCACCAUCGCUGAGGCUCAACAAAGAGUGGUACGUCAACGGCAGCAGGUCGAGCAUUUGAAGCAGGUUUCACUCUGGGGUUGCACCUUCGACGCUGCCGUCAAGCUCUUGGCUAGGUCUUGCUUCACAGUGUUCGCUAGGAUUCUCCACGCGUUUGGCGCCGGCCAUGCAGCGCCGCAGAGGAGCCUGUCCGCGGCGGUGUACCCGGCUCCUCCUGGACCAUUGAUAUCCGAGACUACCGGGUUGUUUGAGUGGAGCUCGAGGAUGUUAGCCGCGCCGGAGAUGACGCUCGGCGCGGCGGCUCUGGCGGCGAGGUACGCCAACGUGGUCAUCGUUGUGGAGAAGAUGAUGAAAGCGCCGGGAUCGGUCGGACAGGAGGGGCGGGACGAGUUGUACGGGAUGUUGCCAGAUGGCGUGAGGGGAUUGGUCAGGAGGAGGUUGAGAGGGGUGGUGGGCCCGGCUUCCGAUGCUGAGCUGGCAGUGGAGUGGAGGGAAGCCAUAUCGAGUAUCAUGGCGUGGCUGGGGCCGUUGGCUCACGACACUGUAACGUGGCAGACGGAGAGGUUCACGCCGGAGCGGAGGAGGAGCCACGUGGCAGGGGAUGUGGGGCCCAUGCUGUGGAGAACGCUUUGGUUCGCCAACAGAGAGAAGGUGGAGGCCGCCGUGACGGAGUUGCUGGUUGGGCUUAACUACAUUUGGAGGUUCGAACUCGAGUUGAGCUCGAGAAACAGGCUCAGAGAAUAGUUACAAUUUGUUCUCUAUGUUUUCCGUUUUCUGUUUCCACUUGUUUUCCAAAGUGGGUUUGGAGUGAAUGUACAGUCAUUUUGGAAUUUGUUUUAUGGGUGUAUCAGUGUAUGUAUAUUGAUGGAAAAUGAAUGAUGAGUGUGGAAAUUGGAAAUUGGAAAUUGGAAAAAUGGUUGUGGAGGGGGAGCAAAGUGGAGUGAUUUCAGGUCUGGAAAACACUUUACUGGCAUACAAGCACAUAAUAGAAUGAUUGCAAUUUGCAAGUGUGUGUCUCAAUUAUGAAUUAUGGAAAGUGGGGAUGCAUCAUGCAAGGUGACAUGGGAAU